AUGGAUCGGGGCAGGUUCAUCCUCGGCCUGCUCACGUUCGUUACCAUCGGGAUGAUGAUCGGUAGGUCAGCUGUAUCGAUUGGCUUACGCGGAGUCUCUUUUGUUGUCUCAAAGUUUCGAUGACAUUUCUUCCCUUUCUCCCUUUAAUCUACGCGUUGUCCAUCCUCUACUAUGCUGGCGUUUUAUAUAUUUGCCGAUGGUUCCUUUUUCCUUACAAUCUACGCGACCAAACGAAUUCAGAUCAAUAAGAAAAUGCAUUUGUUGGGAGAUGCUAUCUUGAUCGUACGAUCUCAGUGAACAGAUGAUUGGAGGAACAGGCAGAAAUGAGGCAAACUAAUAAAAUAUGAUGGUCGCAUUAAAAUGUGAAGUGAGACCUAUUUCAAAAGGUGGAAGAUGAACCAAAGUUUGUCUUAUUGGAGUUUUAGGCGGCAGUAAUGGAUGGCUGGUGAAAUACCCUAUUUAUCUCGCAUAAAAUGGAAUAGAGUUGGACUGAAUAUGGAGCUCAUGCAAUUAGCGGCUGUCUCAUGCAGAUCAUGCAGUCCCAAACUAUCGCACAGUUACCUUUUUCCACCAAAUUACCUUCACAUUAGAGUUUAACUAAUUUCGGAUGUCUCCACUAGCUUGUGAUCGAAAUUUUGGAAGUCACAUGAAAAUGAGCCCUAAUGUUAUGCUACAAUGACCCCACCACAUUUUUUGCGUACAUGAUCAACUCUAACUGUUUCCGAACUUGAAAAACAUGAACACAGACGACGGUCACUGAAAACAAAGUGGGGUAUGAUCUUCUACAAACAGUCAUGCGCUACAUAUGACAUCAUGUGUCUAAUUUUCCCCAUUCCUUUGUGUUAUAAUAUAUCGAGGGCAUUGAUAACUAGCUAUUAGCAGUCGACUACUAAUUAGUUUCUCCUUAAUUUUUUUCUGAACAUAUCUACUGUAUUUCGUUUAAAAGAUGCCUAUCUAUUAAUAAAAUCAUAAAAUAUCUCAAAAGAUUGUUUAACAUUCAUUGUGCUAUUCUUGCUGAAAAUGAUUCAUAUUCCUCAUGAGCAGAAACAAACAGGAAGCUCCCAUUAUUUCUAUAAAUGUGAUCAUGAUGACGUAAACCUUGAUAAUGCUUGAAUCUCAUGACUUGCUUGUGCCAAAACAUGAGGGAGAGUUCUAGGUGGUUGAUAUCGGCUGUAGACUUGUAAUCUUAGAUUGUGAUUAUCUUGCAGCCUAUUAUCUAUAAUAUGAGAGGUUCAUCUGAACGCUAAAAGAAAACAUGGAAAUAUUUAUCUUCCACUUAUUCUGUCUUCUCUAUGUAUGUUGUUUGAUACGUUGGCAGGCAUGUGAUAUUUUUACAUGGAAUUAUCCUAGCGUGACCUUUUGACAGAAAAAUAUUUUCAAAUAUUCUAAAAGCAUUUCACCAAGUACUGUCAUUUGCGCUGGCCUUCUGUACAUUAACGCAGGUGCCCUAUUUCAGUUAGCAUUCAUCAGGCGAUUGGAAGAAUCUUCUGGUAAAUUGAUUUCCUUUUAAUUGCCAUGAUAUCUAAGUUCAGUCGAAUCCCUGCCUGUCACUAUAAGCACUUAAUUGUCACGAGAAAUUUAAUUGUUGAAAAGUUGAAUUGACUCUGACCAAUUACUUCAGUACUUCAGUUAUGUUUUCCAUGAGGCUUAAGAAAUUUCGGAUACAUCUUUGUGUUUCCAUUAAUAGUGAAAUGAUUUCAUGUUUACUUGAUUUUCGCUCCAAGAGAUCCUUUAUUGUAGCUCAUGUUAUUCUGAGUUUCCUAUUUUUUUGGUGAUCCCUUAUUUUAGACAUAGUUGUUGGUUAGUUCCUAGUUGCUAAUAAAUCCAGAUAUCGCUCUUCUUAUUUACAGAAGAGGGCACUGCACAAGGACUUGCUUUUCCACCAAUUUAUUUUUCUCGUCCUUGUAGAUUCUCGUUGUAGGUGCUCUCUUUGUCUUCUGCUGUGUAGAUGGUCAUUGCAAUUGUCUCAAAAAGUUGGCAAAAAAUUACAAACAGCUUCCCUAGAGUAUAAAAUAUGCAUAGAUGCCUUCUGUGAAAUAUUAUUUAAUUAAAACUGCGGCUAUUUUUUCAGCCAGGACUUUAUCAUAACUAUUAUGCAUACAUCCCUUACAUUCUGGUAUGAUGGCAAUUUGGAUCUCUUGGUCGCCACUGCCCAUUUGGCUGCUUCCGUGCCCGUUAUUCUCUGGCCCAAGGGGGCUCUAAGAUCCUGCUGCUUUCCUCCGCGAAACCCUAAAAUGAUAAAGGUAAAAUCUGCUAGGGAAAUGGCAAAAUGCUCAUAUAUUGACCAAUUAGUCACAAGUAAAAGCGAGGAGGCGGUUCCUUGUCUCAAUUCUUGCCACCAACAUAGCCACGCCCUAUCUCGUCCAUCCAGGUAGGGAAUCUGGUUUUUGAAAUACAACUAACUUUCUAUCCAAACUUCCCCUUUUCUUUGGACUCCAUCAUUGACAGUUGAAUAGAUCAUCCCCAAUUAAUCCUAUCAUGGUUUUUUUUUCCAGAGUCCACCUUGAAUUCAAAAUUUUAAUAAAUUUUGUGUCGUAUAUAUAUACAGUCUUAUGCUGCCACUAAUUUGGCCGUUAUGUCUACUCUAUCUGUGGUGCGUCCAUUAUUUUCCAUAUCCUGGUUGCCAUUGCAUUGGUUUUUAUUAUUUGUUCUUCCAUUUUAAGAUACAAACCAAAAUGAACGCAUCUCUAUAUUUGUAUACGGUUUUUUUGUUCUCCCAGUCUUGGUUAUUGUACUUCUUUCUUAAACAUCGUUACAUUUCAAUCUGAAAUGUGAACCAAUACAUUUUAUUGGAUAGUAGUUGGUGAGAGUUGGGUUCCUUCUCACGAAUCAAGAGCAUAUACGUAGGAUUGAGAUAUUUCAUUGUUCAAGAUUGAAAUUGAUGAUACUGACUCCAAAAGUAGCUCUCAUUAGUGUUUUUUCAAUUGCAGAUAAUUUCAAUUGGGCAAACGACAAUGAAGCACAUAUACUUCGUCUUGGAUAUGUAUGUUCUAUUUCACAAUCACUUUCUAGUGUUUGAGUCAAUAUUCUUAAUUAUCUUCCCUAAUUCAUAAGUGAAAUUAAAGUUAUUAAACUUACCAGUAAUCUUGGGACGCUAUUAUGUUGAAGUAUUGUUGUUAGCACGGCAUUAUGAACAUUGUUUAGAUAUCCUAAUUAUUACAAGCCGUCAGGAAAGUUUCAGUAAAUGAUUGAGUUUUGUGGGGAACUAUGUGCUAAAAUCUACGAGAACUGGAUUCAAUUUAUUUUCAAAUUUAAAACUGCUACAUUCUCAGGAUGUAGUGAAAACGAUUGCUUACAGAGACAAUUGUUCUACUGCAUGAAAUGUGUGCUAUAUAAUGGAAAAUGUCAUGCUCAGUAACAUCUAUAUGUUAAAUGGAAGAAACUGAAAUGAUAGUGAUGGGUGGCAGUUAUGCCUGAUAGGUAAAUCAGUGUAAUCGUCCAAUGAAGUGGACAUAUUGGUGAUUCCUAAUCAGCUGUUUACGGAUUCAAAAAUAAUGAAAGCUAAAUAAAAACAACAGAAAAAGUGGAAAUUUGAUUCUCUUGUUCAACAUGAGGACAACGAUCUGAAGAGUGACUAUAAAUUAAACAUUACGUAUUAUUAUUAUUAUUAUUUGAGAAGUGGAUUUUUCUGAAUAACUUGUUAUUUUUUAUCAACUAUCUAUCUCUCUAUUAGCAUAUACACGUUUAGAAAUGACAACGCUUGAGCAACAUGGAAACUGAUGAUGACUUUAUGCCCAAAUAUACUGAUGAAUAGUGCCAUACUUUUCUUAACUAUUGAAAACGGAGUUAGGGAUAUGCUUGUAUAUGGCCAAUGAGUUCUAAAACGAACCCCCACAUACAAGAUCUUCAAUUCUCCACUGAGAAGGUGAAGAUCAAGCUAAGAUCCCAACCUCUAAAAUCGAGGAAUUUAGCCCUUCCCAAUUACAGGAUAUGUAUUCCCUCAUUGUGGAUACAAGUGACUACCCUAUACGUCCAGUGACUGUACCAUAAAAGCUUGCUAUUUCUUUCAUCCUAAAUGACCCAACAUGUUACAUUCAGAAUAAACUGCCUAGCUUUUCCAUCCCCUUAAAUAUCUAUCAUUGAUGUCUUCUGCUCCUCAAUUCACUAUUGUAAGUUCAGUUUAUGUACAAUCAAUAUUCAUCCACCUAAGUUGUAGCAGGCCUCUAAUAUGGUAAAAGGAAAUAAGCUGGUCCUAUGUUCAUGGUCUCCUCUCAAUAACUUCAAAAGAGAAACCAGACCCCAUAUAUGACAAGCCAUCUGAUAUCUUAUGCUUCGAUCUGACAUGAUAUGGCUGGUCGAAUGAAUUAUGAAUUUUUCAUCGCCAUCCCAUUUUGUAUGCCAAUGUAUCCAUCUCUUUCCUUGGGAUUGAACUUUUUUUCAAACAAGCCAAAUAGGCCAAAUUUAGAUUUAAAUGUCUCUGCUAUGGUAGCACGAUUAUCUUCUGUCACCCUGCUAAGGUAAUGGAAACCGCUCUUCUAGAGAUGGAAUCUCAAGAGAUUAAUGCUUUUAUAAUUGAAUUCUUUACCUCAUUUCUGGACAAAGCUGACCCAAACUGUUUAGGGCUUGGUUUCAUGUUCCAUAAUCUCGUCUUUAUGUUAAUUAUUGUGUGAUCACUUCUAACCAGGUGUCAUUGUCGUAGAUGCCCAACUUUCUUAACCAUUUCAUUAGUAAAGCGCGUUUGAGAUCCAUUUAAUGAUGGUACCCAAUAUUCCAUUCUUAUUAUGUCUGUAAAUUGUUCUCCGAUUAACGUCACAUUAUUCUCAUCUCCUGUCCCUUUGGUUGUACCAGUACAAUCUAGUCCUCAUCUCCCCGUUCCUCCUUGGUUCUAUCUUUAUGAUCCCGAUCGGAGAUAGUUUAUUAUUGCGUGAGGUAGCACAUUCCUGCGCAAAAUAUGUCUCCCCCAUUCGAGAGGAUCUUUGUUCCAUCCUAUUUUCAUAUUUUUUGUAGGUAACAUCUCCAAAUAAGGUGGCAGACUUGAAAAGACCCUUUUUCAAGGAUUAUAUAAACAUUGUGUAAGAAAUUGUUGAGUAAAAUGGAGACAUUAUCUUUAUCCUCUUUUUUUUUAGGAAAAGGAAAUGAAAUAGUUGUUUUAAGGCUGAUUAUUCGAGUGUUAUAUGGUUGUAUUUAAUAUUAUGUUCCACCGUCCUUACCAUUUUUGAAAAGUGAUCAUGGCUAACGUUUCUUGAUACUUCACGUGCACGAUAUUUCCAGAAAUGUGCAGAGCCUAACCACCUAUAUGUCUUGUCCUAUUCUCUUAUCCAUUCACAGCAUGCCUUUUUGUCCUACCCAUGUCUUUCCUUUCUUCCUAUGAGUUGUGCAGAUUGCUUACUUGUUCUGGUUUAUGUUUGUUGUUAUGAUAAAAAAUGUGAAUAAAUAUGCUGUUUCCAGGAAGAAAAAUGUCCAUAGACAUUAGUUCAAUAAAAAGCUUACCCAUUCUAUGUUUAUGACGAAGUUAAAACCUGCGUUUAAUUCUUUCGAGUUUCCUAGAUGAUGUUGUGAUACGAUAUUACUUGAUGACGUGAUCUUAAUUUUUUCAGCUGUAAGUUUUUUUAAAGAUAGGGAUGGGUAUCUGUGAGGAUAAAUAUUACCAGGAGAAGAGAUCGCUAACCUCUUGCAUAUUUAAGAUAAGUUUUGGGAUGAACAUUGUGAGAAAGCUCUCCUUUUGAUAGAGGGUUAACUGACAUUCGGAUAAAUAUUGUCCCAGUCUCCCUGGCUUGGUUGGAAGUUUAUAUUAGGAGUCUUACAUUCAUACAUCAGGAAAUGAAAUAAUUAUUUUAUUUGUUUCUUGUUUUUUCUUCCUGUUUCUUUCUUGGAAUGCAGCAACCUUCAUCGUGUAGUGAUGCUUCGGCCUCGUAAUAGAUUGUUGAAAAAAAUGAUUACAUUAUUUUUCGUUGAUUAUUAUAGGUGAAACCCGAGGUAAUCAGCUGGUCACCGCGAAUUAUAGUCUUCCAUAAUUUUCUGAGCAUGGAGGUAUUAUUUUUCUAUGUUUUGGUUCAUUUUUAUUAAAUUCACAUUAGGGUUUGAAUGUCUCAAAUUUGACUUAUAAAUAUGAAAGGAGUUUGUGAGAUUUACCCUUUCUUUGCUAAGAUGUCAAUUUCUUUUUAGAUCAAUGUAAAGAAGCUUCGAACAUCAUUGUUUCCAUCGUUAUCAUCCUAAGGACUCCUGCAAUCAAUCUGACUUCAGGAUUUCUUUGGUAAAUCCUGAGGAUUUGAACAGGCUGGAUAAUUGCCUUUCAGAAGAUGCCAAAGUUCUUUCUAACGACAGCUGACUCGCAAUACAAUAUUAGAAACGAAAUCUCUUGGAUAAUGAUAUAAAAUUCAAGUGGCUAAAUUGGUGGAUGUCAUAUUUCACGACUUGGUUUCAGUAAACAUUGGUUUAGCGACUCGAUUUGUGGUUUCUUGGUAGAAUUACCUUGCAGAUAAUCAAACCACUCCGUGAAUUAGUUCCCCCAAGACCCAUAGCAAUCAUAAUAGCAGUUAUUUCGUUAUUUUUCGCUCUGAAUCCAUUCACGUUUUAUGUGGCCUCUCCAUUUCUUUUGAAGGAACAUUCCACUGUAUAAAAUUCUGAUACGCUUUGAACAUUCCACUUUAUAAUUUUUUAUGUGCUAUGUUAUCUGAUUUUCUUAUUUCGGAGAUAAUACUCAAACAUCAACCAAUCUUUGAAACCUAAUGCAAAGUUUUUCGAGCAGUUUAACUUAACUGGAUCUCUGGUUGUGUCUGUAUGUGAAUGCUAAUAUUGCUGCUUAAUCUCUGCAGGAAUGUGACUAUCUUAAAGCAAUCGCAAGACCUCGCCUGCAGAUUUCUACUGUUGUUGAUGCAAAAACUGGAAAGGCAAGUACAAAAGUAUUGUGCCAAUAAUUUCCUAAAAGCUCUCUGACGUGUUAUCUGUGGUCAAUUGCUUUUCAUUAGUUUUACUAGUAAAAUUACUGCAAUAUCUCUUCAUUACCCUGUGUGUAGUUCACCCAGACGAAUUGGCUUGUACAAUGGUGGUUAUCCAAAGUUCCCAUUGUUGAUGUACAUCUGGUGUAUGUCUGCUUAUGCUGGAUUAUGGAGCCAAAUCUCUGACAAGUCAUAUGAGACUAUACUUACUGAUCUGUAUUAAAAUUCUAGGAUUCUGGGCCGAUGCUUAUCAAUGAUUUUUUUUCUGUAAAUAUCUUGCCAAAAUUAUGUGGCUUUCGACAGAGUGAUCCUAUUCUCUAUUGAAAGUCGUGGUGGGGAUCAGUCUUCCUGAAAUACUGAAGAUCUUUUCAACGAAGAACAGAGGGCCACUUGUAUGCUACUGGAUGGCAAUAUGGUUUCUCCUUUCUUCUUUUGAAGCAACACUCACUCAUGUCUCGCAUAUUAUCUGCCUUUCUGUGAUUUUUUCUUCUUUUUUCUGAGACAUAGUUUAGGUCAAUUGACAAACUUGAGUCUUGGUACAAAAGAACGGUCCAUAUCAUUUGAAAAGCAGGUUGCUGGAUCUGCUCUGAACGAUGCUCCUAACGACACGCGCAUGAUAAAUUUAGUGAAGACUCACGGUUGGCCAUCAGAUGAGAAUGAACACAUUCUAUACCUUACGCCAAUGGUUUCCUGGUCCCAAAAGCAUAUUUAUUAAUUAUUCCUCUCAUACAAUUUAAAUUAUCCCAUUCCCGUUUUCAUUUCCCGUUUCAUAAUUCAGAAAUUCGGAGAGCCUGAAGUAGGAUCUUUUUGUAUAGAAAACUAUUCAUUGAAGCAUUAUGUGUAAGAUAUGCUAGUUUUUCUUCUCGAUCUUCUUUAAUUAUUGAUAAGUUUAUAGAAGCUAAGGAAUUUGGAUCCCCUUGGAAAAUCCUUCGUACCUUCCGAGAGCAUAAUGUGAACAAGUCGGUUAGGAGUUCCUGUCUAUAUAAUCAUCAGUUCUUUGUGUGUUCCAGGGAAUCAAGAGCGACGUUCGCACGAGCUCUGGGAUGUUUCUGAAUUCCGAAGAAAGGAAAUACCCAAUUAUUCAGGUACACCAGCGGAUGAUAGGUGAGAAAAAUAUGAGGCCUCUAGAGGGAUGGGGUCUCCUUUUUCCACUUUGGGGAGGCCCGAGCUGAAGGGGCCAAGGCAUGCUUCAUUCAACCUAGGCCUCUAGUAGUGUGUAUUCCCCCCCCCCUCCCCCUUGUAUUGUUCUCGGAACUGAUAGAAACUCAUUGCUAUGCUUUUGUGCCUGCAUUCGUAACCACGUCUGUUUGCUGAUGGAUCUAAAUAUCACCCAUUUAAUCAGGCGAUUGAGAAACGAAUCGCGGUCUAUUCCCAAAUACCCUCAGAAAAUGGAGAGCUCAUUCAAGUCUUGAGGUAGGCACCUACCAUCAUCAACACAUAAUACUCAUAAUAAUCAUAUCAUCAUGAAAUCCUCCAUUAUGUGAAUCUAAAUCUGGAAACACGCAGGUACGAGAAGGAGCAAUAUUACAAACCCCACCAUGAUUACUUUUCAGACGCCGUGAGAUUCCCGAUGCUAGUUAUAAAUCAUCUGUUUAUUCAUUUAUUUAUUUAUUCGUUGUAGGCACAUCAAUGUUAUGACAGUCAUCAUGUAUUAUUUAUUAUUAACUGCAGUUUAACUUGAAAAGGGGAGGCCAGAGGAUAGCAACCAUGCUUAUGUACUUAAGUGACAACGUGGAAGGGGGGGAAACCUACUUUCCCAUGGUUAGUUUCCCAGCUAAGAUAAAUUUCUUAAUCAUGGUGGUUGCUUUGGAGGUUCCGUUGCCAUCUAGGUGUGGGGGCCCAUAGCCCUUUUGGGGGAAUUUGGGCCUCUUUCCAAGCCCAUGGGAUGGAAUUCGUGAUGGAUGUUAUCACCCUCUUCAUUUCUCACGUUAUCUUCUCGGAUGCUACUUUGAAGCCAAGCCCCAUAUAUCUAUAGUCAUUCUUUCGAUGUGCCGACCGGCGACCGAAUUCCUGUGUGGAAUCUGAAAUUUCUUUUCCUCGGCAAUUCCAAACAUCGAAUUCUCAUUUCCUCUCUUCAUCCGUUCGACUGGAGAGUAGAUUUCUGAUUCCCCUCUCCCCCCCCUCCCUCUCUUUCUUAUGAUGGUGUGUUCCCCAGGCUGGAGAGGGACAAUGCAGCUGCGGUGGGAAGACCGUGAAGGGGAUGUCCGUGAAACCAAGCAAAGGGGGUGCUGUGCUCUUCUGGAGCAUGGUCUGUGGUUCUUUCCCUGUUUUUGAUAAUUCACCGAAAGAUAGUCUACUCGCCUUGAGAAUAUUAACCAUCUUCUUCUUCUUAUUAUUAUUACUACUGACGGGUUGCAGGGACCUGACGGGAGCACAGACCCUAGAAGCAUACAUGGAGGAUGCGAAGUUCUCAAGGGCGAGAAGUGGUCGGCUACAAAAUGGAUGAGGGAGCGAGCCACAAGUUAA
Messenger RNA from Spirodela intermedia, 9344 nucleotides. The record is from the annotation of a GenBank genome assembly. NCBI's taxonomy places the organism in Eukaryota, Viridiplantae, Streptophyta, Magnoliopsida, Alismatales, Araceae.